AGACCUAAAUCAGGGAUUGAUCUGCGCACGUUUAUGAUAGAUCUCUGAACAUGGCGCUAGUUGGAGCAUUAUUACCUGGACUGAGCUUUACUGUAGGUAUGGUAGUUGCUUUCCUGCUGCUGUUUUUAGUUAUUUCUUACUUCUCCAGCUCUAAAGAUCAGGGAAAAUAUCCUCCAGGACCCAAACCCCUGCCAUUGCUGGGCAACCUGCACAUUCUGGACCUGAAGAACACCUACAUGAGCCUCUGGAAGCUGUCAAAACAAUAUGGGCCAGUUUACACAGUGCAUAUGGGCCCUAGGACAGUGGUAGUCCUGUCAGGAUACAAGGCGGUCAAGGAGGCACUGGUGAACCUUUCAGAGGAGUUUGGAGAAAGAGAUAUCUCACCCAUAUUCCAGGAUUUCAAUGAGGGUUAUGGGAUAGUUUUUUCCAAUGGUGAGAACUGGAAGGAAAUGAGACGCUUUGCGCUGUCAAACCUACGAGACUUUGGAAUGGGCAAAAAGAGAAGUGAAGAACUGAUCACUGAAGAGAUCAAAUAUCUAAAGGAGGAAAUUGAGAGGUUUGGAGGAAAACCAUUUGAAACAAAACUGCCCCUAGCUAUGGCCAUUUCAAACGUCAUCGCUUUGAUUGUCUAUAGCAUCAGAUUUGAGUACAACAGCCCCAAGUUUCACCGUGCGAUUGUACGAGCAAAUGAAAAUGCAAAGUUGGUUGGAUCACCUUCAGUUCAGCUCUACAACAUGUUUCCUUGGCUUCGUCUGUUUGUGGCAAAUCAAAAGCGUGUUGUGGACAAUGUCCAAGAAUCCUUUAAACAAAUUGGGGAAAUAGUGAAUGGUUUGAAGAAGACUCUGAACCCGCAAUCCCCCAGAGGAAUCGCUGACAAAUUCCUCAUUCAGCAGCAGAAGGACAAGGAAUCUGGCAAAACAGACUCAUUGUACAAUUCAAAUAAUUUCCUUACUACAAUUAACAACCUGUUUGGUGCUGGUAUUGACACAACAGUCACAACGCUACGUUGGGGUCUUCUGCUAAUUGCCAAAUACCCUGAAAUACAAGCCAAGGUUCAUGAUGAGAUUGACUCAGUGAUCGGUGAACGUCAGCCGGUGCCGGACGACAGGAAAAACUUACCAUAUACAGAUGCUGUCAUCCAUGAAAUCCAGAGAUUUGCAGACAUAUUGCCCAUCGGUUUACUCCGUCAGACCAGCUGUGAUGUUUAUCUGAAUGGAUACCUCAUUAAAAAGGGCACCAGCGUGUUCCCACUAAUAGCAUCUGUGCUGAGGGAUGAAAAUGAGUGGGAAACACCUGACAGCUUUAACCCGAAACACUUCCUAAAUAAACAGGGCCAGUUUGUGAAAAAGGACGCCUUCAUGCCCUUCGGUGCAGGCCGUAGGCUUUGUAUCGGAGAGAGUUUGGCCAGGAUGGAGCUGUUUCUGUUCUUCACAUCUCUCCUUCAGCAUUUCUGCUUCACUCCUCCUCCUGGAGUGUCUGAAGAUGAGCUGGAUCUCACACCAGUCGUGGGCUUCACACUCAGCCCCAUGCCCCAUAAACUGUGUGCAGUGAAACGAUUUUAACAUUGACAUGUUGUUGGUUUUAUGUUUAAUUUUACAUAUUUGCUUGUAUAUUGCAUUUCAUAGCUUCUAUUAGAUCAAUUUGAUUUCUGAUUCCCCUGAUUUCCUUAUCGAGGAUAUAUGUAUGGAUAUUCUGGUCUGCUCACUUUCCCAAGGAACUCUCAAAAAUGGAUAACAUGGAAUAAAACAUUAAACAACCUAACAUUC
This is a messenger RNA of Danio rerio (zebrafish), 1766 nucleotides long. Lineage: Eukaryota; Metazoa; Chordata; Actinopteri; Cypriniformes; Danionidae. The record is from RefSeq.